Molecule: messenger RNA, 1631 nt
Organism: Hylaeus anthracinus
Lineage: Eukaryota; Metazoa; Arthropoda; Insecta; Hymenoptera; Colletidae
Product: prisilkin-39-like
Exons: 5
Coding region: 158-1474 (438 amino acids)
Source: RefSeq, a predicted model, not a curated record
CCCGCUCUUUCUUUCGCGUGCAACUUCAUCGUCCAUUCCUCUCUGACUCACGGCAACGUCAGGUCAGUAACGAGUGAAUUUUACAAAGUGCUCAGUAUUGUGCCGACUACAUAGAGGAGUGGGUGUCUUUACGUUGCUAGUGAACGAUAUUUCUCAGAUGAUGUUUUCCAGUUCUACACUGGGUGUCCUUUUAGGGACGAUAUUGAUUAUCUCGUCGAUACCAAGUGCAACGUCUUACACUAAAUAUGGGAGGACAUGCAAGGACAUUGGAUGCAUGAGGGAUGAGGUCUGCGUGAUGGAAGAGGAUCCAUGCUCGAUCUACCGACGAGAUAACUGCGGCCGUUAUCCGACUUGCGCGAAAGCUCAUCCAGGCGGAGCAAACUGCGCAAGUACUGUUUGCGGCGAAAACGAAUACUGCAAAACCGAAAAUGGUGUGCCAACAUGCGUGAAGAAGUCGACCGCAAUUGAUAACGAAUUGUUCGCAGAGUUCAACGAUGGAAGCAACAAGAUAGUCGCAAGACGACAGAGCGAAGUGAAAUCCGCGUCACCUGAUUCAUCGGGCUCGCCGUCAUCUAGAUCAGGAUACCCGUCUGGAAGCGGAUAUCCGGAGACUAAAAGUUCUGACAGUCAACCAAGUUCAUCAGGCUAUCCUUCUGGUUCUGGUUAUCCUUCCAGAAGUACCUCGUCUGGCUAUCCUUCUGGUUCAGGUUAUCCUUCCAGUUCAUCGGGAUAUCCAUCGAGAAGCUCUGGUUACCCAUCGGAGUCUGGAAGUCCGUCACGAAGUGGUUAUCCUAGCAGCUCUGGAUAUCCUUCAGAAUCUGGAUAUCCCUCGAGAAGCUCUUCGGGUUAUCCGGCACAGUCAGGAUACCCAUCGAGAAGCUCCUCGGGUUACCCGACUCAGACAUCAUCUGGUUAUCCGUCGAGCAGUAGUUCUGGUUAUCCUUCAGGCUCGAGUGGUUACCCUAGUGGUUAUCCCUCGAGUUCUCGAGGAUAUCCAUCGAGUUCUGGUUAUCCUCGUGGCGAUGAAAGUGUUCAAAGAGUGACUGCCAACACGGUUAAUGCUGGAUAUCCUAGCCAAUCUUCUCGAAGCGGUUAUCCGUCUCAAAACACCGGAUAUUUGUCGCAGUCUGGAUACCCCGGUCAAUCUUCUCAAAGCGGUUAUCCGUCUCAAAACACCGGAUAUCCCUCGCAAUCUGGAUAUCCAGGUGGUCAAUAUUCUCAAUACCCUCAAAGUUACCCUCAGGGAUAUCCACAGGGUUACCCACAAGGUUAUCCGCAGGGUUAUCCGCAGGGUUACCCACAGGGUUAUCCACAGGGAUAUCCACAAGGAUACCCGCAGGGUUAUCCACAAGGAAAUUAUCCUCCUACUACGAGGAAACCUGAUAUCACUGAUCAAUUAACCAACUUUGCUAAAGAUCUGGCUGGCAGAUAUUUAACCCAGACGAUUUUAGAUAAAGUCCAAGGAAAACAUUAAUUCGCUUAAUGUAAUCAUUAGGAAGUUUUAGGACAAUCGUUCAGUUACAAUAUGUUUCGCUAAUUAAUGUUGCUUUGUUGCAUCGGUCGCCGUCUGCAGCGAUAUUACUUCACAGUUAUACAGAUACAUUCUUAAAUAAAGCUUGUGAUUCAGUUAA